Molecule: messenger RNA, 606 nt
Organism: Acyrthosiphon pisum (pea aphid)
Lineage: Eukaryota; Metazoa; Arthropoda; Insecta; Hemiptera; Aphididae
Product: putative E3 ubiquitin-protein ligase HERC4
Exons: 2
Coding region: 13-273 (86 amino acids)
Biological process (GO): protein polyubiquitination
Molecular function (GO): ubiquitin protein ligase activity
Source: RefSeq, a predicted model, not a curated record
GAGGCAAUAAAAAUGUUUUGGGAAGUAUUUCAUGAGUUUAACAUUGAUGACAAAAAGAAGUUUUUGCUAUUUCUUACAGGAAGCGAUCGUGUACCCAUUAUGGGAAUGAAAGCAAUAAAAAUUUAUAUCCAACCCACCCUAGAUGAUAACUUCUUGCCUGUGGCACACACAUGUUUCAACCUUUUAGAUUUACCGAAAUAUAAAUCCAAAGGAAAACUGAAGUAUAAGCUGACUCAAGCCAUUCACCAGACACAAGGAUUUUCUCUGGUCUAAACAUUUUAUGACACACAUUCCUCAAAAAUAAAUACACUCAAAAUUAAAUGUUUAAUUAACAAACUUUAUCGUAGGAUUUAAUGGCAGAGGAGCUCAGCAUUAUAAUUGUUGAAUAUCAGGGUUACAUUAUUCGCUCGUGUUAAUGUUAUGUUUUCGUUCCUUAAUGCCUAGAUUAAGAUUUAUGUUAUUUAUUCAAAUAAUUAAUAUAAUAUAAGCUUGUGGCUGGUUAAUAAAUUGUUUAAGACAUAAUCAUAUUUGUAAUAUUUACUUAAGGACAAUAAUUACCGGUUAGGUGAAUAUACAACUCGAUUAAAAGAAAAUUCAACUCAAAAA